Messenger RNA from Bombina bombina (fire-bellied toad), 2782 nucleotides. It is a transcript of the gene RHBDD3, whose product is annotated as rhomboid domain containing 3. Gene Ontology annotation, molecular function: protein binding. The record is from RefSeq and is a predicted model, not a curated record. The transcript is spliced from 6 exons. The coding region runs from base 119 to 1177 and encodes 352 amino acids. NCBI's taxonomy places the organism in Eukaryota, Metazoa, Chordata, Amphibia, Anura, Bombinatoridae.
AUUUUUAAUCAGCAAGCGGGGAGUGUCAAGAUUGAGGUAGCGAGCAGGAUCUAUUGCUGUAGAGUGUUGCAGAGAUUAAAGGGUAACAACAAUCUAAACUGAUCUCUACAGAUGUGGAAUGGCAAAAGUGCUCCCUCUAGGAUGCUGUUUGCUUAUGCUGCUACUACUCUGUGGGGAACUGAUGGGGGACUGCGAGAAACUACAGUUACAUCUGCAGGAACUACACACAGCUUGGGAUGGUCAUCGUCUACUCACACAUGUGCUGUGUACUCCUGAUGUCCGUCUCUUUUUCCUGUCCCUGCUUGUUUUCCUUUUAUGCAUCCAAAUGGAAAGUUAUAUGGGAACCUUGAGUUAUCUGCAUCUUUCUUGUAUAUGCACACUGUGCUGUUCCAUCCUCUACAUUUUUCUGUCAUGGUUGCUUCCUUCGUCUGCUGGACCUGCAUAUGGCUAUCUUGCCACCCAGCUUGCACUGCUGAUGGUUCAUUGUCCAGUUGUGCCAUACCGCUUAGACAAGAGACUGGCUCCUUUCUUUCCAUGUGGAAUUUUAAUAAUUUCCCAGCUACUAUGCCCCCUCUCCCCUCUUUUGCUAAACAUCUGUGGCAUCCUUAGUGGCCUGAUCAUCCGCAGUGAUUUACUGUCUUGCCUGGAGCUAUCUAAGCAUCGAAGAGUGGCACUGGAGAGGAUACAUCUAUUUCGCUUUUUGGCUUCUACUCCAUUUGUUCAGUUCAUACCUACUCGCAGCAAAGGAGCUCUUCUUCCAGAGACAGACCCCAGACCAAGGGACAGACCCAUGAUUUAUGAAGAUAUAAACUUUGCCUUCGAUACAAAUGAGCCCUCAGUUGGGAUAUCUAACCAGGCUUUGUCAUUUGUGGGAGAUAAAGGGCCGUCUGUCACUCCUAUGUUUGAAAAUCCUAAGGAACUGGACGAUGAGCUGCUUAAAGCAGGAAUUGAGGCAUCUCUGAGAGAUUAUGAGGAGCAAGAGAUCAUGAAACAGGAGCUGAGCUUGCACAAAUCAUGUGUGUCUGCACUCAGACUCCAGCAGUUAGAAAAAAUGGGAUUUCCGACGGGACCAGCUGUGGUAGCCUUAGCAGCAGCUGGAAAAGUGGAAAGGGCCGUGUCCCUGCUUGUAGAAGGACAGGUUGGGGAAGAAAUAUUGGUGGCAAGUGACAGAAGAUAGAUUCGUGAACAUCUAACCAAACAACAGACCUGAUAACUAAAACCAUUAGGAUAAUGACUCUUUGUGACUAUAUUGGAAGGUCUGUAUUUAAGAGUAACUACGAUAUAGGGAAACAAAAAACAAGGGUGAUGAUGAGAUGCACAGUUAUAUGAUUUUCCGCAUAAAGUAAUUGGUCAAGAUUACCUCACAUUAGAAAAAGCUUUUUAAUGAGAUAGAUUUCUCCAAUUCUACUGGGAUCAGUCUACCUUCUUCACAAAAAUAUUCAGAGAUCUUUUAUACUUCAAUGACUAACGUUAAAAACUAAUUUAUUUAAUAGUUUACCUUACUGGAGAAGACCAUAAAUGCUUAGUCAGUAUAGGUCAUGGUAUGUAUUAGGCUAAAGGUUAAAACUAGCACAAAUAUGGAACCACUGCCUUUAAGAUGUGGAUGUCAGUAUUGCUUCUGAUGGUAACAUGAGGAUUAGAUCAUAUGCAGAUUAUUUAAAGGGCCAUGAUACCCAAAUGUUUAAACACUUGAAAGUGCUGCAGCAUAGCUGUAAAAAGCUGACUAGAAAAUAUUACCUUAACAUGUCUAUGUAAAAAAGAGAGAUAUUUUACCUCAAAAUGUCCUAAUUAUUCACAACCCAUUGUAAAGGACUUUAAGCAGCAAAUCAGUAUGCCUGUCUCGGGACCUGCAAGGGACCGUGCCUCAUGCACACAUGUUAUUUCCCUAUUCAGUUUAAGGAAGUUUACUAUGAAAUCUCAUGAGAUCACAGUAAAAGAGUUCAUGACCUCAGCACUGUUGAUGCUGAAUGGCUGCUGUUCAUUUCUUCUUCUUCUUCUUUUUUUUUUUUUUAACCUGCAGCUGGACAGCAGCUGAAGUAUAACUUUUUACACAACACUUACUCUUGUGAGCUGAGGAAAUUAUGAGGUAAAAUAUCUUCCUUUUUUACAUAGAGAUGCUCAGGUGAUAUUUUCCUUUCAGCUUUUUACAGUUAUGCUGCAUCACUUUCAAGUGAUUUAGCAUAUGAGUAUUAUGUUCCUUUAAAGGGACAGUCUACACCAGCAUUUUUAUUGUUUAAAAAGAUAGAUAAUCCCUUUAUUACCCAUUACUCAGUUUUGCAUAACUAAGACUGUUAUAUUAAUAUACUUUUUACCCCUGUGAUUACCUUGUAUCUAUUCCUCUGGAGACUGCCCCCUUAUCUCAGUGCUUUUGACAGACAUGCCGUUUAGCCAAUCAGUGCAGACUCCUAAAUAAUUCCACAGGAGUGAGCACAAUGUUAUCUAUACGACACAUGAACUAGUACUGUCUAACUGUGAAAAGCUUUCAAAAUGCUCUGAGCUAAGAGGCGGUUUUCAACGGUUUAGAAAUCAGUUUGAGCCUAGGUUUAGCUUUUCAAAAAUCCCACUCAGGGAACAAAGCAAAUUUGAUGAUAAAAGUUAAUGGGAAAGUUGUUUAAAAUUACAUGCCCUAUCUGAAUUAUAAAAGUUUAAUUUGGACUAGACUGUCCCUUUAACUCAUCAUGUAAUUAAAUUGUUUAUUUGAAGUUUGUUUUUUUUUACCAUUGUAACACAGAAAAAAAUUAAUCUUUUUUUAUUUCAAUAAAAAAGUCUUUUAUUUAUUUUA